Molecule: messenger RNA, 1173 nt
Organism: Adineta ricciae
Lineage: Eukaryota; Metazoa; Rotifera; Eurotatoria; Adinetida; Adinetidae
Source: the annotation of a GenBank genome assembly
AUGUCAUAUCAUCGAUCAUCUUGUUUUCUUUUUGAAUCCUUUCAUUUUAUAAACGAGAAAUCCAUCGAAAGACAUACCAUGUCAACAACUGAAAAAAGUGGUGAAGAGAUCGUUACAUACAGCGAACUACUCGAACAAAUCGAUGAUGAAGAAGCGGAAUUAGAUCGAGAACGAGCACUGUAUGGAAAUUGCGAUACGGAUACAUGUACAUACUCUCAAGGAUAUGUGAAACGGCAAGCCUUAUUUGUUUGUAUAACAUGUUAUAAAAAUGGAAAUGAACAGUUCGCUGGUAUUUGUGCAGCAUGUGCGUAUCAUUGCCAUCAAAAUCAUGAAGUUAAUGAAUUGUACACACGAAGAUUCUUUCGUUGUGACUGUGGAAAUUCGAAGUUUCCGAACCAACCAUGUAAAAUUUGUCCUAACAAAGAUCCGGAAAAUACUGCCAAUAAAUACGAUGACAAUUUCCGUGGUUUGUAUUGCACAUGUAAACGUCCGUAUCCAGACAAGGAAUCACCGACCGAUGAAGAUACCAUGCUUCAAUGUAUGAUUUGCGAAGAUUGGUUUCAUAGUCAACAUUUGGGCGUUCCAUUGCCAAUGGAAGAAAAUGAAAGUGAUCAAAUGGAUAUGAUCUGUCAAACAUGUGUAAAUAAACAUCCGUUUUUAAGUCACUAUGAUGAAUCUCGUGCAGUCACUUCGCCUCCGGUGGAAAAUAAUGCUGUUGCUAGUAGUACUCCAUUGUGCCUACUCAGUUCCAACAGUGGCAACGUAAACAGUAACGAACUUCAUACAAUUUUCUUGCGUGAUGGUUGGCGAAAACGGUUAUGUCGCUGUGAUCAAUGUUGUAAAUUAUAUGAUGAUGUUAAUUUAACAGUUGUAUUUAAUGACGAUGAUGCUGUACAAGAAUAUGAGAAACAAGCAUUGGCAAAGAGUGAAAAUCUCGAUGGCGACAAGCUACUGGCCGAUUCAUUGAAAGGACUUGAUCAUGUAAAAAAACUAGAAGUACUCCAAGGUAUUAACGAUUUCAAGAAGUCACUAGGCGACUUUCUUCGAGGAAAAGCCAAUGGCGAUGGAGUAUUAACCGCUGGUGAUGUCACAACCUUCUUUGCCGGCUUGCAAGAAAAACGCAAAGAACAACAACGAACGACAUUUAUGCCACCAGAUAGUUGUAAAUUUUAA